This is a messenger RNA of Cladocopium goreaui, 1040 nucleotides long. The record is from the annotation of a GenBank genome assembly. NCBI's taxonomy places the organism in Eukaryota, Dinophyceae, Suessiales, Symbiodiniaceae.
AUGACCACAGACCCACUUCCCUAUUGGAUAAGAAAAUUGGCGUCCAGACUCAGGGCUGUCACCGGGCCCGUCCGAGAACAGCGUGUCCGUGAAGCCUUUGACAUGUAUGAUGUUAGCGGCGAUGGCUUCUUAGAUAUGGAAGAGAUGAGGAAUGCGAUGUCCAAGAUGUUUCUCUUCAACCAGGAGGAGGUGAACAGAAUCUGCCACGACUUGGAUACCAGCAAUGAUGGUGUUAUCUCUUACAAGGAGUUUUCUGGCUGGAUGAGACGCGGUACCCAUUCCAAGGAAGUCUUGAAAGGCAAAACCAUCCUUGCACCGAUUGAUAGUGAUGGAUUAGAUGCCGUCUUUUAUGUCUUUUGUGGUCCUGGCAAGACGGAGAUGGAGAUGAAAGACUUUGUGAAGUUCUGCAAGAACUGCCAGAUCACCGAUUCCACUCUCCCCACAGCUGCGGCGGAGUUGGUCUUCAACGAUCACCGGGUGAAAGGUCCCGGACGUCGCACGUUGGAUUUCUUCGAAUUUGGCGCAGCCUUGGAGCAGCUGGCAGAAAGGAAGCACAUGAAGGUCAGUGAUCUCUAUACCUUGGCUCUACUGACAGGUGGUCCUCAAGCCAAGCUCGUACCCUGCAAAAUGCAGCAGUCCAAAGGUUCGUCUCGAAGAAGGUCCGUGCUUUCCCAGCGCAAGCGGCGUGCCAAAAAGCUGCAACCUAUCCUGCAAGAUAAAGAUGCAUGGAAGCGAGAUGUGGACAACUGCAGGCUAUGGAAGAUCUUUGGCCUGGACACUUCCGCGGGCCGCCAGCUGCGUCAGAUCUACGGCUCAGGGCCAUCCGCGGCACACUCGCAGCCAGCGUUUCCGAAGCCACAGAUUUGCGUGAGCAUCCCGCCGGUGGCUUGUCAUCCAGAGAGGAUUCAAGGAGAGGUGAACGCCAAUCGCCUGUCACCACAACACGCAGGGAUGAAUACAAGCAUCUCCCUUCCCCUCAUCGCGAGCAGACCUCCUGCAGCGGAUCAUGCUAAAGCACCAGCCUCACAUCUGUGAGGAGA